Messenger RNA from Crotalus tigris (Tiger rattlesnake), 3323 nucleotides. RefSeq names its product phosphatidylinositol-4-phosphate 5-kinase type 1 beta (gene PIP5K1B). Gene Ontology annotation, molecular function: phosphatidylinositol kinase activity. Gene Ontology annotation, biological process: phosphatidylinositol metabolic process. Lineage: Eukaryota; Metazoa; Chordata; Lepidosauria; Squamata; Viperidae. The coding region runs from base 982 to 2604 and encodes 540 amino acids. The record is from RefSeq and is a predicted model, not a curated record. The transcript has 15 exons.
AGAUAUAUAACAAGAUACACUGGAGGAAGUGGACUAAAGGUUGAGGCAUCACAAAUUUUGCUUGCCUUCAAGAUACCAUUGUGGAUUUUACAAGUAAAGCAAUCAUCGGAGAGCGCAGAGUCCACCUCCGAGACUGCGCGGAGAGCAGAAAUCAAGUUGGACCCAACAAUUUCCUCAACCCGAAGCCGGAUCAAACUGACAGGCCACAGUCUGAGGGCCCGGUGGAACCUCCCUGGUAAACCCUUGACGCGUGAAAGACGGGGAACCCAGAGGACGAAGACCGAAGGCGGCUGUAGAAGACGCCAAAGAAAGUGGAAGGGGGGGGGACAAUGAGGAAGAGUCUUGGUGCGAUUGCCGGGCCACGGGAGGGGCCUAAGACUGACGCUUAGUUUUGGGUCGCUGGCUUCUGGCUUUUCCUUUUUUCUUUUCCUCCCCCCCCCCGGACCUCCAGUCCAGAUUGGUAGCUGGAAGGAGGAAAAGAGCGCGAGGCCCGCCGAGGCUUUUGUGCUGCGCUUCGAGGAGGCUGGCGGGCGGGCGGGCGGCUCUGGUUUCUACGAGGAGGAGAUUUCUUUUCAUAACAGGGCCGGAAGAAAAAAGGGAAGCCCAGCUCGGGACUUGGCGUCGAGAGGAGGAGGAGAAGGAAGGGCGGGUGGUGCAACCUGGCGGCCAAACCGGUCGCGUGCCCGUCGGGAGGCGCUGCUGCCCUGCGGCGCAGAGGUGCAACUGGGGCAGGAGCGCGGACGCCCCGGGCUGAGCCGAAGCUAGAGAGCGCCAGGCAAUUGGCUCCUGCCGCCGCCGCCGCAGCUUAGUCCCUCCCGUGCCGUAUUGCCUCGGAGUCCGGGCUCGGCUUCUGGAACCUCGUCGCCUGCGGCAAGCCCGGUUUCUCGAUUGCUGGAGUGUGUCCUGGAAAAAUUGACUGCAUCAAUGAAAGGGCUGACUCCCUCUCUCAACUGCAGACGGUUUGUAACAUAGCUAAGAAAGAUGCAAACUAUAGCUGAAAAUGGAGAUCCCCCUUCUGAAAAACAAAAUGAGGAGAAAACAUAUAAAAAGACUGCAUCAUCAGCUAUCAAAGGUGCCAUACAAUUGGGAAUAGGAUACACAGUGGGUAACCUUACAUCUAAACCAGACAGAGAUGUACUUAUGCAAGAUUUCUAUGUAGUUGAAAGUGUAUUUCUUCCCAGUGAAGGAAGCAAUCUGACUCCUGCUCAUCAUUAUCCAGACUUUAGAUUUAAGACCUAUGCUCCGCUAGCUUUCCGUUACUUCAGAGAACUUUUUGGUAUUAAGCCUGAUGACUACUUGUAUUCAAUUUGCAGUGAACCAUUAAUAGAAUUAUCGAAUCCUGGUGCCAGUGGAUCCUUGUUCUUUGUCACUAGUGAUGAUGAAUUCAUAAUCAAAACAGUUCAACACAAAGAAGCAGAAUUCCUUCAGAAACUGUUGCCUGGCUACUACAUGAAUCUCAACCAGAACCCAAGGACGCUGUUGCCCAAAUUUUAUGGCCUGUAUUGUGUUCAGUCAGGGGGUAUUAAUAUCAGGAUAGUUGUGAUGAACAAUAUUCUGCCUCGAGCACUGAAAAUGCACUACAACUAUGACUUGAAAGGCUCUACAUACAAAAGAAGAGCAUCCCGAAAAGAACGAGAGAAGUCUAACCCCACAUUUAAAGACUUGGAUUUCUUGCAAGAGUUGCAUGAAGGAUUAUAUUUUGACUCCGAAACCUAUAGCGCAUUGAUGAAAACACUACAAAGGGAUUGCCGAGUGCUGGAAAGCUUUAAAAUCAUGGAUUAUAGUUUGUUGCUUGGCAUCCACAUCUUGGACAGCUCAGCAAAAGAGAGAGAGGGGGAGUUUUCUCAAAACACCUCUGAUCCUAAACGCCCAGGAGGACAAAAAGUUCUUUAUUCAACUGCUAUGGAAUCCAUUCAAGGUCCAGGAAAAUCAGGGGACUGUGUCAUCACAGAAAAUACCAAUACAAUGGGAGGCAUUCCAGCUAAAAGCUACAGAGGAGAAAAACUACUGCUAUUUAUGGGCAUAAUUGAUAUCUUGCAGUCUUACAGGUUAAUAAAGAAGUUGGAGCAUUCUUGGAAAGCCCUCGUUUAUGAUGGAGAUACAGUUUCAGUCCACCGACCAAGUUUUUAUGCUGACAGGUUUUUAAAGUUUAUGAGUACCAGAGUAUUCAAAAAAAAUCAGAUUUUGAAGUCAUCUCCUUCCAAGAAACGAUGCAAUUCUAUUGCUGCUCUAAAAGCUACAUCACAAGAAUAUGUGUCAGUAGUUAGCCAAGACUGGAAAGAUGAAAAGCAUGAUUUACUCACAGAAGGACAAAGUUACUAUAGCCUUGAUGAAGAAGUAUUAGCCUCCCGACAUCAUCCAGAUUUAGUGCCAAGCACAGCAUCUCUGUUUGAAGCUGCUUCUUUAGCAACCACAAUUUCUUCCUCCUCUCUCUACGUAGAUGACCCUUAUCAACAUGAUGGAACUAGGUUUUAUUCUAACAGUAAGGGGUUGCCUUCAAGUUCAACGUUCACUUUAGAAGACAGUGCCAUCUGCUUGACUUCAGAACAGAGCACGGUGGAAACUGAGACUGAUAAUGCCUCUGUCCUGGAUGUAUAUUUAUAACAGAAGAUGAAAGAAAACGAGCAUAUUUUAAUAAAUGCACUUUCUGCACUCCAGAUUUAUGUGGAGAAUUUUUUGUUCAGCCUGGUAAACAAAGUCUUAAUCAUCAGAGCUCUACAGAAAUCAUCAAAGCGGCUCAUGAACUGUAGACAUCCCACCCUAGACUCAGCAGAUGAAAUGGGAAACAUUCCACAAUUAAUCAUGGCCUGCUGUUGCCUGCUCAACUGUGAAGCCUUGCCUCUUCCAUCCUUUUAGCUGCUACUCCUACUUUCCUAUUGUCUUUUUAGGAGUUGAAGGUGGUAUUUUCACUUGCAUGUAUUCAGUGAUCAUGGACAGAAAUAUCUAAUCCUCCUUUCCUAUUUAAAGAGCCAUCUUCACAAUGGUGACUAUUCUAUAAAUCAGUUCUGCUUUUCUCCCCUUCCCCCAGAAUUAUGAUUGCUCAUCUGUUAAUUUCAUACAAGAGUUUAGUAUGUCUGCACAUAACUUUAUGGAAACUAUCUUCUAUAAAGAAAUUUUCACUGUUUAUUAGUGAAAUAAAGAAGCUAUUUAUAACAAAGCCUUAUGUUUGUGUACAUAUAUUGUCUUUGAAAUAUUUGUGAUUAGAUAUAUUGCUUGUAAAGGAUAAAUUACAUAAUUUAUUUAGUAUAUUCUACUGUAAACUAUAGUUUUAUUGACAAAUAAAGUAUUUUGUUCUCAAAAUAAAUAUUGCUGAAAGUAUUUAA